AUGGCGUAAACAUGUUGGUGUGAUGGUGGAGAGAAUUAAUUUGCGAUAAAUUAGUUGAUUUUAAGUUAUUACUAAGGGUAAUAUAAAAAAACAAUAAUGGACGAAGUUGCUAAAUUAGAACACUUGUCCUUAGUCUCAAAAAUAUGUACAGAAUUGGACAAUCAUUUAGGGUUGAAUGACAAGGAUUUGGCCGAGUUUAUAAUUGACUUAGCAGACAAGAACCCUACUUUCGACGCAUUCAAGAAGGCUCUCACAGAAAAUGGGGCUGAAUUUUCAGAUUCAUUCAUGACGAAUUUGCUUCGGAUCAUCCAGCACAUGAAACCGCCAAACUCUAAGCCUGAAACUAAUGAAAAAGAAAGAUUGAAUAAGAAUCCUUUAGCCAACAAGUUUCCAGGCCUGGCUAUACCCAAUGAGAAACCUGUAUUCUCUUCAGAUGAAGAAAGUGACGAUGAGAAAGAUAAGAAGAAAAGGCUAACAACUAAAGAGAUAUUCAAGGAUGAGAAAAACAAAUCUUCAAAUGACAAUGUAGUGGAUCAAACUAUGGCAGAGUUGGAAGCAUUAGCUCCAUCUAAGUCUGGUAUUAAAAAGGCAGAGGAUAAGAAGGAUGAUCGCAAAAGAGUGCGCAGUAGCAGUAGAGAUCGUAAAGAUGGGAGAAGUAGGAAGAGAGAUGGUUCUAGAGACAGGAAAAGAAGUAGAAGCAGACAUAGGAGAAGUCGCAGUAGAGAUAAAAGAAGCAGAAGCAGGGACAGAAGGAGUAGAAGCCGGGACAGAAGACGUAGGUCUAGGAGCAGACAGCGACACAGAUCCAAGUCCAAGGAUAAGGACAGGCGCAGGAGGUCGCGGUCACGGGGCAGGCGCUCCAAAUCUCGGGAGCGCAGGUCUACUUCUCGUGACAGUGAUCAAAAGGAUAGAUAUGGUGACUUUGGCAAGAAGGUUAGAAGAAAGAGUCCUGAAGUUGAAAUGAGUGAUGAUCCAGAGCCAGGAAAGAUAUACAAUGGGCGAGUGGCGAAUAUAGUCCCUUUUGGGUGCUUCGUCCAAAUAGAAGGAGUGAAGAAGCGCUGGGAGGGGCUGGUGCACAUCUCACAGCUGCGUAACGAGGGCCGCGUCACCAACGUAACCGAUGUCGUCUCUCGCGGGGACAAAGUCAAGAUCAAAGUUCUGUCAGUCACUGGACAGAAGGUAUCUCUCACAAUGAAGGAUGUCUGCCAGGACACAGGCAAGGAUCUCAACCCCACAUCUCACGCGCAUCUAGAGGCGGAGCGCUCGGGCCGCAACCCGGACCGGCCGGCGCCCGCGGCCGCGGUGCUGGCGGGCCUGCAGGGCGCGCUGGACCCCGACGACCACUCCAGCCGCAAGCGCGUCACCAGGCUCUCCAGCCCCGAGCGCUGGGAGAUCAAACAGAUGAUCUCAUCAGGCGUAAUAGACAAGAGCGAACUGCCGGACUUCGAUGAAGAAACCGGUCUACUACCCAAAGAAGAAGACGGCGAAGCCGACAUAGAGAUAGAACUAGUAGAGGAUGAGCCGCCCUUCCUACAGGGCCACGGCAGAGCGCUCCACGACCUAUCCCCUGUCAGGAUAGUCAAAAACCCCGACGGUUCACUAGCACAAGCUGCCAUGAUGCAGUCCGCUUUAGCUAAGGAGAGAAGAGAGCAGAAGAUGAUACAGCGAGAGGCUGAGAUGGAAAGCUUGCCAACUGGUCUUAACAAAAACUGGAUAGAUCCUCUCCCGGAAUCUGAUGGUAGAGCUUUGGCAGCCAAUAUGAGGGGAACUGGUAUCACGCCGCAGGAUUUGCCCGAGUGGAAGAAGCAUGUGAUAGGAGGGAAGAAAUCCUCGUUUGGUAAAAAGACGAAUUUGUCGCUGCUGGAGCAGAGGCAGUCGCUCCCGAUUUACAAGCUUAGGGAUGAGUUGACUAAGGCCGUUUCCGACAACCAAAUCCUCAUAGUGAUCGGUGAGACCGGCUCAGGCAAGACGACCCAAAUAACCCAAUACCUCGCCGAGUGCGGCCUCACGGCGCGCGGCAAGAUCGCCUGCACGCAGCCCAGGAGAGUCGCCGCCAUGUCGGUCGCCAAACGUGUGGCCGAGGAGUUUGGGUGCCGCCUGGGACAGGAAGUGGGUUACACCAUUCGUUUUGAAGACUGCACCAGCCCUGAGACCGUUAUCAAGUACAUGACAGACGGCAUGUUGCUCCGCGAGUGCCUCAUGGACCUGGACCUGAAGUCCUACUCCGUCAUCAUGCUGGACGAGGCGCACGAGCGCACCAUCCACACCGACGUCCUGUUCGGGCUCCUCAAGCAAGCCGUGCAAAAACGACCAGAACUCAAACUCAUAGUCACCUCCGCCACUCUAGACGCUGUCAAAUUCUCGCAAUACUUCUUUGAGGCUCCAAUCUUCACUAUCCCUGGAAGAACUUUCCCUGUUGAAGUUUUAUACACUAAAGAACCAGAAACAGACUACUUGGAUGCUUCGUUAAUAACAGUCAUGCAGAUACAUUUGAGAGAACCGCCUGGAGAUAUACUCCUCUUUUUGACUGGUCAAGAGGAGAUUGACACGGCUUGUGAGAUACUAUAUGAGAGGAUGAAAUCCCUAGGCCCUGAUGUGCCUGAACUGAUCAUAUUGCCCGUCUACUCCGCGCUGCCUUCGGAAAUGCAGACCCGUAUCUUCGAGCCCGCACCACCUGGGUCCCGUAAAGUGGUGAUAGCUACCAACAUUGCGGAAACCUCUUUGACUAUAGACGGGAUAUACUAUGUGGUGGACCCUGGUUUUGUGAAGCAGAAGGUGUAUAAUUCUAAGACUGGAAUGGACUCGUUGGUCGUCACGCCGAUUUCGCAGGCGGCCGCGAAGCAGCGCGCCGGCCGCGCCGGCCGCACCGGCCCCGGCAAGUGCUACCGGCUCUACACCGAGCGCGCCUACCGCGACGAGAUGCUGCCCACGCCCGUGCCCGAGAUACAGCGGACCAACCUCGCCACCACAGUGCUGCAGCUCAAGACUAUGGGCAUCAAUGAUUUGCUGCACUUUGACUUUAUGGACGCGCCGCCGGUGGAGUCGCUGAUUAUGGCCCUGGAGCAACUACACUCGUUGUCCGCGUUGGAUCAGGAGGGGCUGCUGACGAGGCUUGGACGCAGGAUGGCCGAAUUUCCCCUAGAGCCCAACCUCUCCAAGAUCCUAAUCAUGUCCGUGGCCCUCCAGUGUUCCGACGAGAUCCUCACCAUAGUGUCGAUGCUCAGCGUGCAGAACGUGUUCUACCGGCCGAAGGACAAGCAGGCCCUCGCCGACCAGAAGAAGGCCAAGUUCAACCAGCCCGAGGGCGACCACCUCACGCUGCUGGCCGUGUUUAACAGUUGGAGGAAUAAUAAGUUCUCGAACGCGUGGUGUUAUGAAAACUUCGUGCAGAUUCGGACGCUGAAGCGGGCGCAGGAUGUGAGGAAACAGCUGCUUGGGAUUAUGGAUAGGCACAAAUUAGACGUUGUCUCCGCCGCGAAGAACACCGUCCGCAUUCAGAAGACGAUCUGCUCCGGGUUCUUCCGGAACGCGGCCAAGAAGGACCCUCAGGAGGGCUACCGGACCCUCGUGGACAGCCAGGUGGUCUACAUCCAUCCUUCCAGCGCGCUUUUUAACAGACAACCCGAGUGGGUAAUCUACCACGAGCUGGUCCAAACGACGAAGGAGUACAUGCGCGAAGUGACGACCAUCGACCCCAAGUGGCUGGUGGAGUUCGCGCCCGCCUUCUUCAAGUUCUCCGACCCCACCAAGCUGUCCAAGUUCAAGAAGAACCAGCGACUGGAGCCGUUGUACAACAAGUACGAGGAGCCGAACGCGUGGAGGAUAUCGCGUGUGCGGCGUAGGCGGAACUAGGGAGUGUGGUUAUAAUACAUCAAGUUCUCCAAACCUAUCAAGCUUUUCAUGUAUAAG
Molecule: messenger RNA, 3909 nt
Organism: Cydia amplana
Lineage: Eukaryota; Metazoa; Arthropoda; Insecta; Lepidoptera; Tortricidae
Gene: pea
Product: ATP-dependent RNA helicase DHX8
Exons: 12
Coding region: 97-3852 (1251 amino acids)
Biological process (GO): spliceosomal complex disassembly; mRNA splicing, via spliceosome
Cellular component (GO): intracellular anatomical structure; catalytic step 2 spliceosome
Molecular function (GO): RNA binding; RNA helicase activity; ATP binding
Source: RefSeq, a predicted model, not a curated record